AUGCCGGCAUCGAAGUUGGAAGAGGCGGUUCAGCCCCGUCGUCCGCAAUCCACAGGUCGCCUGGUGGAAAGAGUCUGCCAGCUUAUCUUCGUCUACGCCAUUUCCUUCGCUGCCAUGUUCAUGCUGGUCACCAAGAUUUCGCCCGGAAAAUGGCCCUUGACAGAACCGUCACUGAGCAAACCUAGGCUCAAAUUGGGUGCCACGAACCGCGACUUUCGCAUCGGCAUCUUUUCCGAUUUGCAUUUCGGAGAGGUGGAAUUUGCUUGGGGCAUCGAUCAAGACAUCAAUUCGACUCGAGUCAUGAAAAAUGUCAUGAACAGCGAACACCCAGACCUUGUCGUGCUUAACGGCGAUCUCAUCACGGGAGAAGACACUCACAAGGAGAAUUCGACCGAGUACAUCAACCAGAUCGUGAGGCCGAUGAUUCAGUCCAGCCAAAAGUGGGCAUCAAUCUAUGGAAACCACGAUUCCAAGCAUAAUCUGGAUCGUGAACAACUCUUCCGCGCCGAGAAGGGCUACGACCUGUGCUACACCACGUCCAUGGGCGACAAGCUUCCGGGCAUUACCAACUACUACUUGCCCAUCUUUGACGGCGACGCAAAGGAGCCAAUUGCUCUGCUGUGGUUCUUCGACAGCCGUGGCGGCACCAGCUACCAAACAGAUUCCGACAACAUGGACGACAUCCCGAAUUGGGUCGCGCCUGAGACCGCCGAAUGGUUCGAGAAGACCUACGACGAGUUGAAGGAGCAGUACGGCCGAGUCAUUCCCAGCGUUGCCUUUGUGCACAUCCCGCCUCACGUCUUCCUCGAAGCUCAGCAAUCGAACCUUGAUCCGAGCAAAUUCCCAGGUAUGAACGCCGAUGUCCCGUUGUCCAUUCAGGGCAAGGGCCAAGAAGACACACCGUUCAUGGAGGCGUUGCUGGAGGCCGAAGGUCUCCACAGUGUCUACGUCGGUCAUGACCACGGCAACUCUUGGUGCUCCACUUGGCCGGGCCACGAAGGCGGCCUCGGCGCCGAAGCUCCAUUCCUCUGCUUCGCAAAACAUACGGGAUAUGGUGGCUAUGGCGACGGAUGGGGCCAUGGUGCGCGCAUGGUGAGCCUUUCAUUCUCCGAGGGCGAUAAUCCCCAAAUGUCCGUCGAAACCUGGGUGCGUAUGGAAAACAACCAAAUGAUAACAAAGGUCUCCCUCAACGAAACUUACGGCAUGGAUUCUUAUCCCCCUUACAAUGGACAAUGA
Molecule: messenger RNA, 1236 nt
Organism: Colletotrichum karsti
Lineage: Eukaryota; Fungi; Ascomycota; Sordariomycetes; Glomerellales; Glomerellaceae
Product: calcineurin-like phosphoesterase
Exons: 1
Coding region: 1-1236 (411 amino acids)
Cellular component (GO): cytoplasm
Molecular function (GO): hydrolase activity, acting on ester bonds
Source: RefSeq, a predicted model, not a curated record